Molecule: messenger RNA, 1429 nt
Organism: Sphaeroforma arctica JP610
Lineage: Eukaryota; Ichthyosporea; Ichthyophonida
Exons: 9
Coding region: 62-1372 (436 amino acids)
Molecular function (GO): D-cysteine desulfhydrase activity
Source: RefSeq, a predicted model, not a curated record
CUGGUACGGUCAAACAAGGACUGGUCGAAUUUUGGGAGCUUUAUACUGAUGGUUCAUCAGUAUGUUGGGCAAUGUUGGCUGUUAUACACAGAUAUGUGCAUACGUAGGCGUAGGAGCCAGGCAUAUACGCAUACAGUCUUGUCAUUCGCUUCAUCUCCUCGAACAACAGGCUUGUAGUCUAAAUCAUAACCGUCACGCAUGUACAGUCACAUCCAACAUAUUACUCACAGACCGGCCGAGUGACUUACCACAUCGCAGGCCAACAAGGCGCUAUACAAGCCACAUGCCAGCUACUAAAAAUAUGAUAGAGUAUACCCCUCCCUCAUGGACUGACAGUGUUGAUAAAGGAUGCAUACCUACACAUAGAAUAAGAUUAUCAAUGCAACACACACCUGUGGAAGACUGGAGUCAACUGCCGGGUGUGCCCAAGGGUGUGCACGUGGGCAUUAAACGGGAUGACUUGACUGGUUCAGCGUUGGGCGGCAACAAGGUUCGGAAGUUAGAAUUCCUAAUUGCUGCUGCUCUACUACAGGGCUGUGAUAGCGUAAUCACUUGUGGGGCCGUUCAAAGCAAUCACGCGCGUGCGACCGCGCUAGCCGCGCGUUCUCAGGGAUUGGACUCACAUUUAUUUCUAAGAUCCAACGACCCCUCGAAUACCAAUAUCGGUCAUCAAGGAAAUGUUCUGUUGGACAAGCUUAUGGGCUCCACAUUUCAUUUGCUCGGUAGAGUGCCGUACAAAACCGGGUUACUGCCGCCAAUGAAGGCUUUCCAAGACUCAGAGGCGGUACAGGGCAGGAAAAGCUUUCUGAUUCCAGUAGGUGGAUCUGACAUUGUUGGAUGGUGGGGCUACGUGGAAUGUUUCCGAGAAUUACUUCAGCAGGGUGUGGACAAAGACUACACAGAUAUAGUUGUAACAACUGGGAGCGGAGGAACGGCAGCCGGCCUUGCGAUAUCAAACUAUUUGUGUGGGAGUCCCCUGAAAAUACACGCAGUUUGUGUGUGUGACAACGCGGAUUACUUCCACCGGCACAUCAACGAAACACUCAGGGAGUUAGGCUUGGGGGGGAAGAAGGACAGCCUGAGGUCACAGGAUAUCAUUGAUAUAAUCGAUGGAUACAAAGGCAAGGGAUAUGGGUUGAGCCAGCCGGAGGAAUUCAUGUUGAUUAGGGACGUUGCAAGGUCCACCGCGAUUCUACUAGACCCAGUAUACACUGCAAAGGGAGUGAGAGGGAUGAUCAGCGAAUUGCACGCCAAUCCCCAACGAUUCAAGGGCCAAAAUGUCUUGUUUUUACACACGGGAGGAAUUUUUGGGCUCUACGAUGGCACCAUCAACCCCUAUUUACAGGAUUCCACUGUAACCGUUGUUGCGUAAGGUGCUGCUUUUCGACCAUGCAUAGUACUAAUAGGUAGACCAAUAAAGAGAUUAAGC